AUGCCCGCACCUGCACCUCCAUGCGCCCAGUGGGAACGCCAGACGCGCUCCGCCGUGCAACUCGCAUCGGCGCCUGGAACUCCCGUAGGCUCCCCCUUCAUUUGCGUCGCUGCCUCGUUCGACCAUCGUCUCACUCCUAGCAAAACAUUGGACAAGAUGGCGGACCUCAUGCCCAAGUUUCCCUCCAUGGACCUCUCGCUGGGUUGCAUGUACAUCGGCGUCAUGCUCAACGUCUGGCUCUUCGGUUUCUCGAUUGUGCAGGCGUACAUCUACUAUGUACACUUCAAGAGCGACAAGCCCUUCAUGCGAUACUUUGUGCUCUUCCUCGUGGUCGCCGACACGAUCAACGCCGUAUUCGACCAGGUGUUCAUGUACCAGUAUCUGGUCUCCAACUUUGGCAACCUCACCUACGCCGCCAAGAGCAACCGCGCUUUCGCCGCCGACCCCGUCAUGACCGGCAUCAUCGCCUUUUCCACCCAGCUCUUCUUCGCCUGGCGCGUGUACAAGCUCAUGCACUCCAAGAUCAUGCCCGCCUUCAUCUGCGUCGGUGCGGCCGUAUCGCUGCUCAGCGCCAUUGGCACCACGAUUGGCGUCGAGAUUGUCCUCUUCUUCCAGGAAUUCCAAAAGUUCCAGGUGGUCGUCAUCCUCUGGCUCGGAUUCGCCGCGCUCACCGACGUGCUCAUCACCGGCUCGCUCGUCUUUACGCUCAACAAGUCGCGCACCGGAUUCGCCGCCACCGACGACGUCAUCACCAAGCUCAUCCGCAUGACGCUCCAGACGGGUGCGCUCACCACGCUGUUUGCCAUUAUCGACCUCAUCCUCUUCCUCGCGUCGACGACGACGCUCCACCUCGUCUUCAACCUGCCGCUCGCCAAGCUCUACGUCAACUCGCUGCUCUCUACGCUCAACGCACGCGUGACGAUUGGCGCCGGCGCACAGCAGUACACCAUGGAGGGUUCGGUGAGCGACAAUGCGCGUCGCGGCAUUUCGACGCGCACCAAGCGAUCCAACGUCUUCCGUCCCGGCGGCAACAAGCAGCCCACGAUCAUCCGCACCCACGCCUCGCAGCACGAUGUUGAGAACGGCCUGGCCGAGUACAACAGCCAGGAGCAGUUUGAGACGGGCAUCCACAUCAAGACGAUCGAGGAGACCUUCGAGGAGCGCCACGACGUCGACGGCAUGGGCGGCUUUGACUCGAGCUCGCACAACGACUCGCUCCCCGCGCUGGAGAAGAGCCGACACGACCACGACUCGCUCUAG
Moesziomyces aphidis is the source of this 1260-nucleotide messenger RNA. The record is from the annotation of a GenBank genome assembly. Lineage: Eukaryota; Fungi; Basidiomycota; Ustilaginomycetes; Ustilaginales; Ustilaginaceae.